AUGAGGCCAAAACCAGACCAAACCCGCAGUCUGGAAGCCUGGAAAAACGGAGUCAAGCAGUCGGGGGCUUUGAGUGGCGAACUGCAGCACACACGUUCCUCUGUCACACAUGUUGUGUCAGAAAACAACAGUGGAGAUGAAGUCCAGGCCUGGUUGGACAACCAAACUGGACGAGAUGCCUCCAGUUCUGUCCAUUUGUUGGACACCAGGUGGUUUUCGGAGAGCAUGGAGGCAGGACAUCCCGUUAUAGUUCAGGACCGACACAUAUUAAAGGUUAACCCGAAACCCAGCGGAGACCCCACUGCAAUGCUGAUGAAAAGUUAUGCCUGUCAAAGAUGA
This is a messenger RNA of Sinocyclocheilus anshuiensis, 339 nucleotides long. Its product is annotated as DNA nucleotidylexotransferase-like. Gene Ontology annotation, molecular function: DNA-directed DNA polymerase activity; DNA binding. Lineage: Eukaryota; Metazoa; Chordata; Actinopteri; Cypriniformes; Cyprinidae. Gene Ontology annotation, cellular component: nucleus. The transcript has 3 exons. Gene Ontology annotation, biological process: double-strand break repair via nonhomologous end joining. The record is from RefSeq and is a predicted model, not a curated record. Bases 1 to 339 code for a protein of 112 amino acids.